AUGGAGUCUUUCUUUGAUAUCCAAACGAUUUUAGGACUUCUUGCUUUCAUAGCAAUCUGUAGUGUCUUAAAAAUCACAUCAAAAACCAAGAGGGGUUACACCAAAUGCAUGGGAAUCCCUGAACCAUCCGGGGCAUUACCAUUUAUUGGCCACCUCCAUCUCCUAGGAGGCGAAAUGCCAAUUGUCCGAACUCUUGGGGCCAUGGCAGAUAAAUAUGGCUCAUUCUUCUCACUCAAAAUUGGUCUCCAUCGAAUGUUGGUGGUGAGUAGUUGGGAGAUGGUAAAGGAAUUCCUAGCUACCAAUGAUAGAACUUUUGCUACGAGGCCAAGCAGAGCAAUAGGAAAAUACAUGUUCUACAACAAUGCUAUUUUAGCACUUGCACCAUAUGGGGAGUAUUGGCGUGAUGUGAGAAAGAUGGCCACUCUUGAGCUUCUUUCAAACCAUCGGCUUGAAAAGCUAAAGCAUGUACGGUUCACAGAAGUGGAGUCUUUGAUUAAAGACUUGUACUUGCUUUCUACAGAAAACAAAGUGGUGACUAUUAGUGAGUUGUUUGAGCACAUGACCUUCAAUAUCAGCCUCAGGAUGAUUGUUGGUAAGCGAUUUUCCAUUGUUGGUGAAAGAAACAGUGAGGUUUCUCGUUUCCACAGCGCCAUUAAAGAUUCUCUAUAUCUUAGUGGCGUGUUUGUCUUGUCGGAUGCCAUUCCAUACCUUGAAUGGAUGGACUACAAAGGGUAUUUAGGUUCCAUGAAGAGGACUGCUAAGGAACUUGACUCGGUGCUUGAUAUCUGGCUUGACGAACAUCUCCAGAAACAAUUAGAGCAGAAGAGUAAUGGCGAAAGCGAUUUCAUGGACGUGAUGCUAUCAAGCCUUGAUGAGGAUGCUGUGAUUUCUGGGCAUACACGUGAUGUUAUCGUCAAGGCAACUGCACUGUUUCUCUUAAUUACAGGCUCCGAAAGCACAUCUAUUACACUAACAUGGGUACUGUCCCUACUUUUAAACCACCCAUGUGUGCUAAAGGCUGCGCAAGAAGAGCUAGACUUGCACGUUGGGAAAGAUAAAUGGGUGGAAGAAUCUGAUAUUAGGAACUUAAACUAUCUUCAAGCCAUUGUUAAGGAAACUUUACGCCUAUACCCGCCUGGUCCUGUCACAGGACUGCGUGAAGCUAUGGAAGAUUGUAAUGUUGGUGGCUAUUAUGUUCCUAAGCGCACUCGUUUGAUCAUCAAUAUAUGGAAGCUGCAACGAGACCCACGUGUGUGGUCGAACCCAUCUGAAUUCAAACCGGAGAGGUUUAUGACAACACAUGCAAAUGUUGAUGUUAGGGGUCAAAAUUUUGAGUAUAUUCCAUUUAGUUCUGGUAGAAGGUCGUGCCCUGCAAUCACAUUCGGCAUGCAAGUUGUUCAUUUGGCACUGGCUCGUUUGCUUCAAGGAUUUGAUAUCAUGACUGUGGGUGGUGCAAAGGUGGAUAUGCGUGAAGGAUCAGGACUUGACUUACCAAAGGUAGCUCCACUAAAUGUUAUUCUCAAGCCUCGUCUUCCUAUGGAGCUCUACUAAUGCCUUUGAAGCUACUUCUUUGUGAAGGUUACUUAAUAUUGUGAAAUAUACAUGUCUUAGUUGAAGUGUUAAAUAAAGAUUUGGCUAUAUCUUUAUCCUUAUCUAAACAUAUAUAUCCCUGUUGUUUAGGUUGC
This is a messenger RNA of Quercus robur (English oak), 1685 nucleotides long. Its product is annotated as dimethylnonatriene synthase-like. Bases 1 to 1551 code for a protein of 516 amino acids. The record is from RefSeq and is a predicted model, not a curated record. NCBI's taxonomy places the organism in Eukaryota, Viridiplantae, Streptophyta, Magnoliopsida, Fagales, Fagaceae. The transcript has 2 exons. Gene Ontology annotation, molecular function: monooxygenase activity; iron ion binding; oxidoreductase activity, acting on paired donors, with incorporation or reduction of molecular oxygen. Gene Ontology annotation, biological process: defense response to other organism.